ACAGAAAGAGAUAGUGCAGGAAAGGGGAACCACUUCAAUGAGUGUCCUCUGACUGAUACCCUUCAACAUAUGCAUGCAUGGGUCAAUCCAAAAAUGGGAGUAUCUGUGCUGAAACCUUGUUACCAGAUAGUACACGGGCCACGGCUGUGCUCUAAUUAUAGCUCUUUACAAAUACAAAUAUGGCGAAACUAAUUAGGAGCCGUUGUGGCAGCUCAGGAAUAACAAGUAAUUAGGUAUGGAGACCAAGAGGAACACUUCUUCUGGAGAGAAGGAGGAAGAAGAAGGAGAAGAAGAAGAAGAGCUUCUCAAGACCAGAAUUUCUUCUCACCCUUUGUAUGGGAGGCUCGUUGAGAAUCACCUCAACUGCUUAAAGGUUGGUGCCAUUGCUGAUAGUGGCAGAAAUAGUAAGGCAAAUCAAAGGAAAGCUGAUUACAACCCUUGUUCUAGCAUCGUAAACGAAUCAGAGUUAGAUCUCUUCAUGGAGGCGUACUGCUCCGCGCUGAGCAAGCUAAAGGAUGCCAUGGAGGAGCCUCACCAGGAAACAAUAGCUUUCAUCAACGGCAUGCAUUCACAACUAAGGGAGCUCGCCAGAACUAAUCCACAAUCAGCUGACGUAUUUCUGGCAACAGAAAUGAGUAAUUCAAACUGGAGCAGGGACCAACAAAAAUGAGAGUCAAAUGCUGUAGAGUAGUGCAGCCAGGACGUGCAGCAAAACAGUUGCUGCAGCUGAACAUGUGAAAAUUGGGUACCAAAUAUAACUAAGCUAUAAGUAAUGCUGGUUGAUUGCCAUUACAACCACCGUGCUUCAUGAGUUCCUCUAACAUCAAUAUCGAAAACCUUGUAACCUGCUAUGAUGUAAAAUUUGGUACUUCAAAUCUCUCUUUCCUUGAUGUUAUGUUGCAUUUGAAGAUACCUAAGCUUAUAUCUAUCCCGGCGGCAUAACAUCCUAUGCCUGCUGGCUGUCCUCUUAUUUGUGCUUCA
This is a messenger RNA of Theobroma umbraticum, 981 nucleotides long. It is a transcript of the gene KNATM, whose product is annotated as KNOX meinox protein. Lineage: Eukaryota; Viridiplantae; Streptophyta; Magnoliopsida; Malvales; Malvaceae. The record is from RefSeq and is a predicted model, not a curated record. Gene Ontology annotation, cellular component: nucleus. Gene Ontology annotation, molecular function: DNA binding.